Messenger RNA from Raphanus sativus (radish), 1573 nucleotides. Its product is annotated as high mobility group B protein 15-like. The coding region runs from base 7 to 1269 and encodes 420 amino acids. Gene Ontology annotation, molecular function: DNA binding. The transcript has 5 exons. NCBI's taxonomy places the organism in Eukaryota, Viridiplantae, Streptophyta, Magnoliopsida, Brassicales, Brassicaceae. The record is from RefSeq and is a predicted model, not a curated record.
UAAGGAAUGAUGGCAUCAAGCUCUUUUGUUAAGCAAGAAUCGGUUCCAAUGAACAAUACUCACAUUACCCCUGAAGCAACAUAUGAAGCUGUGGUCGCAGACUCCAAGCUCUUUAUGGCUACGUUGGAAAGGCUUCACGCUCGCUUGGGAACUAAAUUCAUGGUUCCAAUCAUAGGAGGGAAAGAUUUGGACUUGCACAAGCUUUUCAUUGAGGUAACCACUCGUGGUGGAAUCAGUAAGAUAGUUAAUGAAAGGAGAUGGAAAGAAGUAACUGCUACGUUUGUCUUUCCUCCAACAGCAACAAAUGCAUCAUUUGUCUUGCGCAAAUACUACUUCUCCCUUCUUAACAAUUAUGAGCAAGUCUACUACUUUAGAUCUAAUGUUCAGACUCUAUCAGACUCUCUUCAGAACCCAUCCACUGGACCAGGACUUGUGCAGGGAACCACAAGACCUCCACAAGAACUUCUAGCUUUAACCUGUGCACCACAACCAAGGAUGGACUCUAGUCAUCCUCUCCCUGGAGGACCACCUUCAAAUGGUCCAAUUGUGAAUGGAGUGAUUGAUGGCAAAUUUGAAGACGGUUAUCUUGUAACUGUAAAGAUAGGAACAGAGGAGCUCAAAGGAGUUCUCUAUGAGCUGGUUCCACAACAGAGUCACGGUGGUAUCCCCAACAACAAUGCCAAUCCUCAGGGGAUUACUGGAGGAGUGACGAAGCGCCGCAGGAGAAGAAAGAAGUCAGAGAUCAAAAGACGUGACCCUGCUCAUCCUAAACCCAACAGGAGCGGUUACAACUUCUUUUUCGCUGAGCAGCACGCUAGGCUGAAGCCGCUGCAUCCUGGUAAGGAUAGGGAGAUCAGCAGGAUGAUCGGUGAGCUCUGGAACAAGCUCAACGAACAAGAGAGGUCGGUUUACCAAGGGAAGGCGAUGGAGGACAAAGAGAGGUACCGAGCUGAAAUGGAGGAGUACAGAGAGAAGCUUAGGACAGGACAGCUGAUAAGCAACGCUGUUCCGCUGCAGCAGAGGCUUCCGGAGCAGAAUGUAGAUGUGGCUGAAGCUGAUCUUCCAAUGGGAGAAGUGGAAGAAGAAGAUGAUGAUGAAGAUGGUGAUUCAAGCGGUUCAGGGGGAAGUCAUCCUUCUGAUCCUGAAUUGGAGGAGCCAUCUGAGAAUCCUUUAGGUCUAAACCUAAACGUUAAUCAGACUGAGAUGGUGGUGGUGGCUCCCAAGGAGACAAACGGCGAUGCUGUGAUGGUGGCUGCUGAGCAGAACUGAAGAUUCUUCUCUUUGUUUAAUUUUCCAGUUACAGUUUUUUUCAAUUAUACAGCCACAGGUAAGGAGAGUAGUGAGAGAGAGGAUAGGGUUUCAGAUAGGUUACUUGUGGCAUUAGACAAUCUCUUUUGGUGUUGGUACUUUUCUUUUUUUCUUUUUUUUUCAGUUAGAUUUCUUCGGCAGCAAUGCACUAGACAAGGCUAUGUUGUCUUGUUUUGUUGCAUGAGAGCUUCUUUCACAGAGUUACCAGUUUGAAGGAUUUCAUUAUUUUCAAUUUCAACUUUUAUGGAUAUUAAUUGUCUCAUCG